This is a messenger RNA of Malassezia vespertilionis, 897 nucleotides long. RefSeq lists its product as uncharacterized. The transcript has a single exon. Gene Ontology annotation, molecular function: translation initiation factor activity; ribosome binding; RNA binding. The record is from RefSeq and is a predicted model, not a curated record. Gene Ontology annotation, cellular component: eukaryotic 48S preinitiation complex; multi-eIF complex; eukaryotic translation initiation factor 2B complex. NCBI's taxonomy places the organism in Eukaryota, Fungi, Basidiomycota, Malasseziomycetes, Malasseziales, Malasseziaceae. The coding region runs from base 1 to 897 and encodes 298 amino acids.
AUGCGGUACUACGAGAAAGCGUUGCCGGACACGGAUGAGAUUGUCAUGUGCCAAGUCCAGCAGAUUGCUGAGAUGGGUGCGUAUGUCAAGCUGCUUGAAUAUGAUAGUGCGGAGGGCAUGAUUUUGCUCUCGGAACUGAGUCGACGACGCAUUCGCAGUAUUCAGAAGCUCAUUCGUGUGGGUCGCAACGAGGUCGUGGUGGUGCUCCGUGUAGACAAGGAAAAAGGCUACAUUGAUUUAUCCAAGCGCCGUGUGUCGCCCGAGGAUGUGAUCAAGUGCGAAGAGCGCUACAGCAAGGCGCGUGCAGUGAACAGCAUUGUGUCGCACGUGUCCGGCAAGCUUUCGAUUCCCAUCGAGGAGCUCUAUGAGAAAGCUGUAUGGCCGUUGGAUCGUAUCUAUGGUAAUGCAUACGAUGCUUUCAAGCUCUCCGUCACCGAGUCUGCUAAGGUAUUUGACGGGAUCGACGUAGACGCCAAUGUGCUGCGCGAACUGGAAGCCAACAUUGCGCGCCGCUUGACACCGCAGCCUGUCAAGAUCCGUGCCGAUAUUGAAGUAUCGUGUUUUGGCUACGAGGGCAUUGACGCCGUAAAGAAGGCGCUGCGCGCGGGCGAAGCGCUGUCUACUGAGGCGAUCCCUAUCAAAAUCAAGCUCGUCGCACCCCCCCUCUAUGUCCUGGUCACCCACUCUACGGACAAAACUGGUGGUAUUGAUAUGCUUGAAAAGGCGCUUGAAAAGAUCACUGAAUCGAUUUUGAAGAGCGAUGGCAAAGUUGUGGUAAAGAUGAAGCCCAAAACGGUUUCCGCCGUGGAAGACGAGGAGCUCGCACAGCUGAUGGCCCGUGUGGAAAAAGAGAACACAGAGGUUGAGGGCGAUGACGACUCGGACGAUGACGAGUAA